AUGCCACGACCCAAAGUCCUCCCUGCUAACCGUCUACGGGCCCCGGAAGCCUGUCUCGCGUGCCGGGCUUCCAAGAAGCGCUGUAGCGGUACCUUUCCAUGCUCAAAAUGCAUUCGAAAUGGACGCGCUGACAGCUGUGUUCCAUUCCGGCGAUCGAAUUCCACCUGCAUUUCCGCCCCGCGGCAGACAAGCAAUGUGUAUAGACCCCUGGAAACCCCAGACGCUGGGCGUCGGUCACGGAACACAUCCAGCGCUGGUCUUGGUGGUCUUCCGCAGCUUAUUCCCGCCAUGAACGGGACAUCAGGCGCCCCUCACAAGACUCAUUCUCGCAUGCUGCGGGAUCGAAAGGGUGAACAAGUUUACAUCGGAAGAGCCGCCUCGCUAUCUUUCCUGCAGCUUCUUCGAGACACUGUCACGCAACAUAUUGGCCCGUCGCAGUUCUCGCACGAUAUCACAAAGGAAGACAUGCUUGAGACGGACACCCCGGAUGAGAUACUGCCGUCUUUAGGGAACGAUACGGAUCCUCAGGACGAACAGUCCCAUCUCCGGACCUACCAAAUAGCGACUAGCGGCUUUAUCAAUGUCCUCUCGGACGUGGAGACUUGUCAAAUGCUAGGAACAACACCUCCAACCCAUGAGAAGUCCAACAAGACGAUGGCGGCUUUGCGCGAUAUAAUGAUAGCUAUCGGAGCGCAGUCGUCAAAGAAUGGAUUUGCUUUUAUGCGGGUGGAACGAUUUUUCUUCAAACGUGCCCAGCAAUGUGCCUUCGCGGGCAUGCUGGAGAACCCGAGCUUAGACUUGAUUCGCCUAUUCAUCCUGAUGUCCUUUUACAUGCUAGGUGCCUGCCGUCGAAACGCUGCGUUCAUGUACUUAGGGGUUGCUGCGAGAGCGGCUGCUGCUCUAGGGCUUCAUCUGACUUCCUUCACCCAGCUCGAAGCAGAUGAGCAACAAAAACGGACCCGAAUUUGGAUGAGCCUUUGCACGUUGGACCUACUAGUCAGCUCGAUUCUCGGGCGACCUCCAGCAACAGCCAACCUGUACUCAGAACUAGCAGAUAUGGAAUCCACGCCAUUAACGCGAGCUAUGGACGACAGUCUCGUGGCUUCUUACCAAAUGACUAGGAUUCUCGACGAGAUAAUUUCUAAAUUAUACAACGAAAAAGCGGCCUCAACGGAAGUAGCAGAAUCGCUGCUUGACAAGCUUAAACAGUGGAGUAACGACCUCCCGGAGUCUGUACUAUCCUCACCGAGCACUCCUCAAGAACGCAUUGCCGCCCAGGAACAUAUAAUUGGCAGUCUUCACGUUGCCUGUGCUUAUCACUUUGCUGUCAUCAUAGUAACACGGCCAUUUAUGAUCUCAGUUUUGGGUGUCCGUCUUGCACGCUUACACCAGGACUCGCCGGGAAUAAUACAAGACGAGAUGCUGUUAGAGGAUCCAGCCCAUACAAGGCUGGCAAAUGCCUGCGUGGAGUCCGCAUUAUACAUGAUCCAGACAUGCUUGGAGGUAUACCAAUCUGGCUUGCUGCUAGGAAACAUGUGCAUUCUCAAGGCCCUCGUUUUCGCCGCAGCCCUAAUCCCAGGGUUCUCCAUGUUCUCCCAAAAAGAACUCGAUUCAACUCUCGAAGAAGCAUUUAACGGUGCCCUUGAAAUCCUCCGAGUCCUCUCCAACCAAUCCGCCCAAGCAGCCCACUACUUUGAGAUCCUCAACCUCCUCCGAAACGCAAUCGACGAACAGCGCCAACGCCUCCGUGAAAACCCACCACCGGAUAAAAAAUACGUCAGCAAACUUUUCAGUUUGAAUAACCGCAGAAAUAAUACUUCCUCCCAAUCGCAACGGGGCACAGCAAUCACCUCCCUGCCCGAACCCGAUGGCUCAUCAUCAGAGCUAGCUGUGCAACCUCUCACUGUUACUACUACUGCUGUCGGUGCUUCAUACCCCGGCCCCGAAGACCCGGCUCUUUUCGACCCGGCCAUGGCAGAUGUGUCUGCCACCACUGCUGAAUUUCCUGGCUGGGAGGGUAUGGAUUUGCCGUUAUGGGACAGGUUCCCGUUUAUCGACGACUCGUUUCUCAAUUAG
Aspergillus puulaauensis is the source of this 2076-nucleotide messenger RNA. Its product is annotated as Zn(II)2Cys6 transcription factor. The record is from RefSeq and is a predicted model, not a curated record. Lineage: Eukaryota; Fungi; Ascomycota; Eurotiomycetes; Eurotiales; Aspergillaceae. Gene Ontology annotation, molecular function: RNA polymerase II cis-regulatory region sequence-specific DNA binding; zinc ion binding; DNA-binding transcription factor activity, RNA polymerase II-specific. Bases 1 to 2076 code for a protein of 691 amino acids. The transcript is spliced from 5 exons. Gene Ontology annotation, cellular component: nucleus. Gene Ontology annotation, biological process: DNA-templated transcription; positive regulation of transcription from RNA polymerase II promoter by galactose.